ACUGGCAGGGGGCUGAAACAGAGCAGCCGUGCACCAAAGCAAUGAAAGUGAAGGUAUGUUAUAAAAAAAAACUCUGACUUCCUCUCAGGACACUUCAUGAGAACUCACCUGAAAAUUGCCUAAGCCAUGUCACAAGAUUUCGAGACAGGCCUCGAAUUUUCAACUGACCACCGAGGACAAAGAUUCUACAUCAUGUACCAUGGGGCGACUAUGGAAGCGGCGCAAAAUAUCAAGCGUCAUGGAUUCAGAUGCUCACCUGACGGGAUGCUCGGCCCCGGCGUCUACGUGAGCAGAAGUGUAGAGAAAGCUAAACGUUACCCACUAUUCCCCCAUCCCGAUGAGAAACUGGCCAUCCUGAAGCUGAGGGUAAGGGUGGGAAAAGUGAAGAGAAUCGACAAGCAAGGCCACCCGCUACAGAAAACGUGGCAUGAAGACGGGUACAACACGGCAUGGGUGCCACCCAACUGUGGCAUGGUUCGAAGCGGGUUGGAAGAGGAUUGUGUUUGGGACCCUGACAGAAUUGAAGUGCUGGACAUUGUGCCGCCCUCCCUCAAGUUUAUAAUGAGCCCUUGGGGAGAGAAAUCUUACAUUAUGUACCACGGUACGACUAUGGAGGCAGCACAGAAGAUCAAACGACAUGGUUUCGAACGCUCGUCUGGCGGGAUGCUUGGCCCUGGCGUGUAUGUGAGCAGAAGUGUGGAAAAAGCCAAACGCUACCCCCUUAAACCCAAAUCUGGAGAGAAACUGGCCAUCCUGAAGCUGAAGGUUCGAGUGGGAAAAGUGAAGAGGAUCGACAAGCAAGGCCACCCGUUACAGAAAACGUGGCAUGAACACGGCUACGAUACUGCGUGGGUACCACCCAACUGUGGUAUGGUGCCAAGCGGUUUAGAGGAGGAUUGUGUCUGGGAUCCGGAUAGAAUUGAAGUGCUGGAUAUGUGGGAAAAUGAAAGAGAGGGAAUGUGUGCAAUUUUGUAACUGAGGCUAAGAUGACCGAUGUAUAACCCAGCU
Messenger RNA from Trichomycterus rosablanca, 1008 nucleotides. RefSeq lists its product as uncharacterized. The transcript is spliced from 5 exons. Lineage: Eukaryota; Metazoa; Chordata; Actinopteri; Siluriformes; Trichomycteridae. Gene Ontology annotation, molecular function: NAD+ poly-ADP-ribosyltransferase activity. The coding region runs from base 127 to 975 and encodes 282 amino acids. The record is from RefSeq and is a predicted model, not a curated record. Gene Ontology annotation, cellular component: cytoplasm.